AUGGUGCGGAGCUUAUCACAAUGGACGAAGACGCUCAGCUUUCCAGCGAGGCUGUCCCCUAACCGUACUUCAAAGGAGAGCGUCGGCAACGGCCAGUCCAGUCCUGGAGUGUCGCCGACCCCCAGUGCUUCAUCGCUCCCCCAGAGCUCGGAUAAAACAAUCACACCAAUUCCGAUCACGGAGAUCAGUCAAAUCGUAGACGGGGGCCGGUGCGCCCGCGCACCGUUAUGUCCCCCUUGCAUUUACCUUGGCAAGGCCGCGCUAAGAUACGAGUUUUUGCGAAGCAUAAAAGUGAGACUUUCACCUUUUAAGACGCCUUUCUAA
Molecule: messenger RNA, 324 nt
Organism: Arctia plantaginis
Lineage: Eukaryota; Metazoa; Arthropoda; Insecta; Lepidoptera; Erebidae
Source: the annotation of a GenBank genome assembly